This is a messenger RNA of Penicillium bovifimosum, 1227 nucleotides long. Its product is annotated as GAG-pre-integrase domain-containing protein. The coding region runs from base 1 to 1227 and encodes 408 amino acids. The record is from RefSeq and is a predicted model, not a curated record. The transcript has a single exon. Gene Ontology annotation, molecular function: nucleic acid binding. NCBI's taxonomy places the organism in Eukaryota, Fungi, Ascomycota, Eurotiomycetes, Eurotiales, Aspergillaceae.
AUGGUUCAGGCUGUGAAAAAGUCUGCAAAAGAGCCCGCAUCAGAAGCCCCCAUCGAGAUUUGGCAUCGUCGACUAGGCCACGUCAGUAAAGAGAGGAUCCAAAAGCUCUCUGAGAUGACUGAAGGUGUCACUAUAACUGCUGGAAGUAACCCUGAGAGGAGUCAGUCUUCACCGAACCAGGUAUGCGAAGCUUGCCAGCUAACGAGUGCACCGAGACAAAUCUCACGACGGAAGAUAGACCAAGCCUAUGGGGUACUCGGAAGAGUGCACUUUGAUCUAGUCCAAAACCAACCGGCAUACAACCGACAUGUCUGGUUGACCCAUUUUUACUUAGAUGGGAUCAGGUGUCACUUUGUCUUCACGCAUGCCAAGAAGUCAGACUGCCAAUGGGCGGUUAGAAAGUUCAUCGCCUUGAUCCGAAACUGGCUGGAUGUGAGAGUCAGGGUCUUCCACUACGAUAACGAACGCAGUGCUGGAAAUGAGAUGGAGAAUAUGAUCGAAGCUGAAGGGUGCACUGUGGAGCACUCACCACCUGAGGCACCUGAGAUGAACGGUCCAGCAGAGAGGUCUGGAGGCAUCAUCAUCCAAGUCGGAAGGGCAUUGAUGAACGAAAACCCUGAUCUACCGAAGAAACUCUGGCCAGAGACAGUGUAUACAUCAGCGUACAUACUGAACCGCAUGCCGACGAAGCUGCCAGAUGGCAAAUGGAUCAUACCUUGGAUGGAAUUGAUAAAAAAGGCUGCACCAGAUGGGAUCAAAGACCAACGAGUCAACCUUUCAAAUCUCAGGGUGUACAGCUGCUUGGCUUACUCCAGAAUCUUGGAUUCAAAGCGUGUUCAGUCCGACAAAAUGUCUCCGAGAGCAGAGAUCGGAUACCUGGUUGGGUAUAUCUCAAAAAACCUAUACAGGAUCUGGUUCCCACACAAAGGAGGGCAGCACGGGAGAAUCGACAUUGUCAGAGAUGCUGUUUUCGACGAGACACGACGAUAUAGCUCGACAAAGAAGCUCGAAACAGAAGAGGCUUUGAGCACGCUGACUAAUGUCUUGUACGAAACAGGGAACUGGCCUGCAGUGUUAACUUCAGACCAAGCUCAAUCUACUCUGCGCACCUACAUGCGUAUGCCGUCAUCCAUAUCCCGCAUCGUCCUGCAAGAUGGUAUAGAACAUAGUACAUACACAGCAGGGUCGCGAUCCAAGUCUGCAAGACACGGAGACGCGGGACAGUGA